CUUUUUACAUCGAUUUUAAACUGUUUUAAACCAAAUGCAAGAAGUAGAAGUCUUCGUUUGUAGUUUUUGCAAAGACACGUUCGAUUGUAAAGAUGAUAUUGCAUGCCAUAUACUAAAUGCUCACAAUAGUAAUAAAACUGUAAAAAGGCUUCGAGAGCAUUUAACAAAACUAAACACCAAGUCGUCCAAGCUAAAACCUAGUAAACCAUGUCAAAAACAAGCGAAACCAGGGUCUAGUCAACCACCUAAGGUGAAGAACCUUGAAAAAGAAUUUUACUGUGAUAUUUGCGAUUAUAAAACUGUUCACCGGUCUACAUACAAGAGACAUUUGCUAAAACAUGAAAAAGAUGGAAGACAACACAAAUGCACAUAUUGUUCCUACUCAGCAGUACAGCCACAUAAUCUUAAAGUUCAUCUGAAAACUGUACAUCCAUUUGGUGCUGUGGAGCCUGUUAUUAUUGAUCAAAGUAAAGUUGAUACUUCAUGGAUAUACUCAUAAAGGCAACAUCUUUUAAAUAAAACCAACAAGCAAUA
Cydia amplana is the source of this 534-nucleotide messenger RNA. Its product is annotated as transcriptional repressor CTCF-like. The transcript has 4 exons. Bases 35 to 499 code for a protein of 154 amino acids. The record is from RefSeq and is a predicted model, not a curated record. NCBI's taxonomy places the organism in Eukaryota, Metazoa, Arthropoda, Insecta, Lepidoptera, Tortricidae.